Oncorhynchus tshawytscha (Chinook salmon) is the source of this 3360-nucleotide messenger RNA. Its product is annotated as lysine-specific demethylase 2B. Gene Ontology annotation, biological process: regulation of transcription by RNA polymerase II; protein demethylation. The coding region runs from base 177 to 2519 and encodes 780 amino acids. NCBI's taxonomy places the organism in Eukaryota, Metazoa, Chordata, Actinopteri, Salmoniformes, Salmonidae. The transcript is spliced from 10 exons. Gene Ontology annotation, molecular function: protein binding; histone demethylase activity; DNA binding. The record is from RefSeq and is a predicted model, not a curated record.
UGUGUGCCUGUACAGCUGCUUGGUUCUGAACUGUGUGUGGAGAGAGGGAGGGAGAGAGACGGAGAAAGGGGGACGAGUAAGCAGGGAACAGCAGCAGGGAACAGCAGCAGGGCUGGAGGCUUCAGCCAUGUCAGUUUUCUCUACAACGCUGGACAGACGAUGAGAAGAGAGGAACCAUGGCCUUGUCACUGAGUGCAGACGAAGAGGAUUAUGAUUCAGAAUCUGAACAGCAACGAGAAGCCAACCGGCCAAAGCCCAAGAUGGGGACUUCAGCAGCGGUCAAGCUGCCGUCCAAUCGCAGUGCGUCUGGCGCCAGACGCAGGAGAACACGCUGCCGAAAGUGUGAGGCGUGCCUCCGAACUGAGUGUGGAGAAUGUCACUUCUGUAAAGACAUGAAGAAGUUUGGAGGACCUGGGCGCAUGAAGCAGUCCUGUAUCAUGAGGCAGUGCAUUGCACCUGUCCUGCCCCACACAGCUGUGUGUGUGGUGUGCGGAGAAGCAGGGAAGGAGGACACAUUGGAGGAGGAGGACAAGUUCAACGUCAUGCUCAUGGAGUGCUCCAUCUGCAAUGAGAUUGUCCACCCCAACUGCUUAAAGGUAAAAGAUGCUUCUGGCGUGGUGAACGAUGAACUUCCUAACUGUUGGGAAUGUCCCAAAUGCAACUACGCUGGGAAAACCGGAAAAGUCUGCAAGCAAAAAAGGGGACCAGGGUUCAAGUAUGCGUCUAACCUCCCUGGCUCCCUGCUGAAGGAGCAGAAGGCAGUCAAGGAGGAGGGUGAGGCCACAUCUACGUCUACAGCCAAGAGAAAGCCUGAGGGAGAUGAUAUCUCAAGACACAGACCUGAGGAACGGGAGCCCCUCCACAGACACCCCCCUGUCCUGACCCCCAGCACCCUGCCUCGGCCCAGACCUGAGGACAAACUGAGGAAGAAGAGGAAGCUCUUCGACGAUGACGAGGAAGAGGACUUCAGUGUGAGGAAGAAGGGAAAGGCAGAUGAACCUCUGUUCCCCAAACUCCUUCAUCAGAUCAAGACUGAGGAGGAAGACCAGGAGGAGGAAGUGGAUGAGGAGGAGACGGACUCUCUGUUCUGGCGAGGCCUGGAGAGGAGAGAUCGUUUAGAAGAUACCGAGGACUGGGCAGAGGACGGGGAUGGCAAAGACACAAAGACAAACUUUCCAAGGCCUCCUCUCAAAACUCCUGUUCUAGACAGUGACCAGUCUCACUGCAGCUCUCCACAGGCUGGCCCCAGCAGCGAGGGUGGCAGUGAACCCCAGGAGAAGGGCCCACGCCCCAAAGCGCGCCGCAAACGCCGUUUACCCAACAAGGAGCUGAGCAAAGCACUGAACCAGGAGAUCCAAAAGACUGAGGACUGCCUAGCCAAUGAGAACCGCCAGCCCCUCAAGGUGGAGCCAGAGAGUGAGAAUGAGGAGCCCAAGAGGGGCUUCCGCAUCGGCAGUGACCUGGGAGGGGAGCGCCCCCACCUCCGGACCAAGGAAAUGAACGGCACCCCCUGGGAGCUGCGCCACUUCUACCCCAGCCAGAUCACCCCUCUGGGCUUCAACAGGAGCUCCCCUGGCACCCGGCCUCUGCCCCCACGCUCCCCACCCAAGUGUGUCCAAAUGGAGCGGCACGUAAUCCGGCCACCCCCCAUCAGCCCCCCGCCGGACAGACUGCCCCUGGUGGACGGGAAGACCCAUGCAGUUCAGCGAGAGGUCUGGAUGAAGCUCUUUGGGCACUUCACACACAAGGAGCUGUGUGUCUGCAUGCGUGUCUGCAAGACAUGGAAUAGAUGGUGCUGUGAUAAAAGACUGUGGACCAACAUCGAUCUGAACCGCUGUAAAUCUAUCACUCCCCUCAUGCUGAGUGGCAUCAUCCGCAGACAGCCCCUCUCACUGGACCUCAGCUGGACCAACAUCUCCAAGAAGCAGCUGAGCUGGCUAAUAAACCGCUUACCAGGUCUGCGGGUGUUGCUGCUCUCAGGGUGCUCGUGGGUGGCUGUGUCUGCCCUCUGCACCUCUAGCUGCCCUCUGCUGCGCACCCUGGAUGUGCAGUGGGUGGAAGGGCUCAAAGAUGCCCAGAUGAGGGACCUGCUCUCGCCCCCGACCGAUAACAGACCAGGUCAGUUGGACAACCGCUGUAAACUGAGGAACAUCCUGGACUUGCGUCUGGCCGGGCUGGACAUCACAGAUGCCUCUCUGCGUCUGAUUAUCAGACAUAUGCCGUUACUUUCCCGACUGGACCUGAGCUACUGCAACCACAUCAACGACCAUUCGGUCAACCUGCUGACGGCCGCAGGAACCACAACCAGAGAUUCACUCACAGAGAUCAACCUGUCAGUUUGUAAUAGGGUGACAGACCAUUCCCUUACCUUCUUCAAGCGCUGUGGAAGCAUCUGUCACAUUGACCUGCGCUAUUGCAAACAGGUGACCAAGAUGGCCUGUGAACAGUUCAUAGCAGAGAUGUCUGUGAGUGUACAGUUUGGACUCAAAGAGGACAAAUUACUGCAGAAGCUCAGUUAGACAUUGACAUCAAGGCCAUACAGCAAAAAAGAACUACCCUUUGCACUAACUGGAGCAAGACAAGGUUUCCCCAUCAAGCCUGCACUGGUUGGUUUUGUAUGUUUGUUUCUUCUUCAUUGGAGAAUCUACUGUGUUAGAUUUGUGAACGAACAAUGUCACAUGAGUUGAUGAGAUGAGCAGAAGUAUGUAAAUUAACAAGGGGGAUGGUCAAAAUGUUUGCAUCAAUGUCUUUCUGGAUGUUACAAACACAUCCUUGUACUGAAAGGCAAAGAUGUCCUGGACAGGAGAUGGGGAGGGAAAACAAAGCAUGCAUUAGUUUCUUUUUGUGUUAAGAUUGUACCUUUUUCAAAGGCUUGUGUUUGUUGGAUUUAAUUUGUUGGGGGAUUUGUUUUCUAUUACUUAUACAUGUUAAAUGUUUAAGACAUUUUUUUGUACAACAAUAAUUCACGCAUUGGGAUAACAUUUGAGGUUAUAGUGAAGCUUUAUGUAUGCAGUACCAUACACACCCCAGAUUUCAACUCUUACAUCUGAAUAUUGACCUACAGUACUUUAAAUCAGCUUGCCUUGACACCGAUGGUAAUAUGUAUUUUUGGAUGCUAUUUUUUUUACCUGAUAUCAUGUGCCAAAUUCUGAAGGUGACAUUACAAGUUAAUGGUAGUUACUGACUUGGACUGGAAUUAAUUUAAUACUUUACUUUAAAAAAUGAACAUAAGACUAUUAUUAUGAAAUAAUACAUGUUUUAAAUGUUUAAGUAAAUAAGAAUUAAAUAAAUGUUGCAAAUAUGGUUAGGAUAAUGAAUAUAUCUUGAAAUUAAUCAGUCAAUAAAUAUUGACAUAAGGAA